AUGAUUAAGUCGAAUAUCCCACACUGGCUGUGUCUUUGUGUCGCCGCACUAGGCGUUCAUAGUAUCGCCAAACCCGUACAACAAAAGCCUCUCGUCGGCGUGGACGUUAUGGUCAAAGAGAACAAGGUCCCCGGGCACAACGAUGCUAUAUACGAUAUCUUCCUUGAGGUUGCCCCAACGCCUAUUCUCGCUGACCGCGUCUUUUUCGUCUACCUGCGCAGCGAUCUACCUGAAUCCAAAAAGAAGAAACUAGGACUCUUUGAUGAAAGCCUCAUCAAUGCGACACUCUCUGUGAGCGGCUCUGUUGUCUACCCGGAUGGUAGCUACAUGGAACCAAGGUCCUUUACAAUGCCGUUAAAAACUAUUUCCAUCAACGAUGCAGCCCAUUUCGUCAUCCGCGAUUCUAAUGGUACUCAAAUUGAUUACCUACCUAGUAGCGACCGCAGUGAUAUGUUAUUAGAUUUCCAGAUUCCUGCAAUGUUUUUGAAGAGCGGUAUGUGGACUUUUGAAGUCGACGCCAGGCUCGGAGAUAAAGACAAUUCUUGUCUAUUUGCCAUGUCGUUGACACAAUGGUUAGAUUGGGGGCUUUGAGAAGUAGGGUAUUUGGAAUGAUCUGCAGGCUCAAUGUUAU
Molecule: messenger RNA, 631 nt
Organism: Aspergillus homomorphus CBS 101889
Lineage: Eukaryota; Fungi; Ascomycota; Eurotiomycetes; Eurotiales; Aspergillaceae
Exons: 3
Coding region: 1-591 (196 amino acids)
Source: RefSeq, a predicted model, not a curated record